ACUCGUAGGGCCGCUGUUGGCCAGUGUGUUGAUAUUUCAGGGCACAUUUAAAGAGAAACCUCGCUCGCCAUAAUGAUAUCACAGAGAGAAAGACGUCGUGUUCAAACGUCGGAGAUCAUUUUAACUAGAGCCGUUUUCAACCUUUCUUUAACCGAUUCAAAUAGUUUCGGAGUGAUGUCUGUGUUUUAUCACCUGUAAGGGACAUUCGGUAAUUGUGGAUAAUAGUUUUUUCCUGCUAAUUUUCCAGGGGAACAGUUCGAACAGAACAAUGAAAUGGCAAGCGCUGUUGUUUUCCUUGGUCUUUUAUCUCGGUCCAGUCAUCGGCCAAAUCAGCUACUCUAUUCCCGAGGAGAUGCCGAGUGGCUCUUUAGUCGGUAAUAUUGCCCAGGAUUUGGGUUUGGAUACAAAACGACUGAAAUCUGGAAGAGCUCGCGUUUAUACGGGAGACGGUGUGGAAUAUAUUGAGCUAAACGGGGAACGCGGACUUCUUCUAAUCAAAGAGAGGAUCGACAGAGAAGCGAUUUGCAGGCAGACAACACCUUGUGCUUUACAUUUUCAGAUCAUUUUAGAAAACCCUAUGGAGUUUUACAGUGUCACAGUCGAGAUUAUAGACAUAAAUGACAACCCCCCCACCUUUGAGAAAAGCGAGGUAACCUUUAAAAUCAGUGAAUCUGCUGUAAUCGGAGGAAAAUUUGUUCUGGACAGAGCAAUUGAUCUUGAUGUCGGCAAAAAUGGUCUUCAGAAAUAUGAGCUUAAACCUACCGAUAAUUUUGUACUGAAAGGGGACAGUCAAGGUAGUGGAACGGAAAAGGCUGAAAUGAUUUUACAGAAGCCUCUUGACAGAGAAAAGGAAGAGUCGAUAUCACUAGUUCUAACAGCCUUUGAUGGCGGAGAUCCGCAAAUGUCAGGUACAAUUCGAAUUUUCAUCACGGUAUUAGAUGUUAAUGAUAAUGCGCCUGUCUUCACGCAGUCCACCUACACAGCCACUGUUUUUGAAAACGCCCCGGAAGGGACAGUUGUCACGAGUGUUAGUGCGUCAGAUGCAGAUCAUGGAUCAAAUGGUAGAAUAAAAUAUUCCAUUACAAACAGUUUAGAUCAAGCGCAUGCCUUGUUUCAGAUACAUGAAGAAAGUGGAGAAAUAAAAUUAAUUGGAAACAUUGAUUAUGAAAAUGCACGAAAUUACCAUAUUAACAUACGUGCAAGUGAUGAUGGUGGACUUACAGAUUCGUGCAAAGUUAUCGUUGAAGUGGUGGAUAUAAACGACAACAAGCCAACGAUUAAUAUAAUGUCAAAAUCAAAUAUGAUAUCUGAACACUCUAAACCUAACACUGUUGUUGCGAUGAUGAAUGUUCAAGACCCAGAUUCAAAUGAAAACGGUAAAGUCCACUGUUUUAUCAAUGAUAAUACACAUUUGUCUAUUAAGUCAGCAUCUAAUAAUUUCUACAGCUUAGUAACAGACAGUGAUUUAGACAGAGAGAGAGCCUCUGAGUAUAACAUCACUGUGACCUGCUCUGAUGAGGGAGUGCCCUCCCUCUCCAGCAGCGUCACUCUCACCUUACAGAUCUCAGACGUUAAUGAUAACGCACCUGUCUUUGAAAGGAGCUCAUAUGAGGCCUACAUUGUAGAAAACAACACACCAGGUCUUUCUAUAUUCACAGUGAAAGCCACAGACGCUGACUGGAACCAGAAUGCCCGUGUUUCUUACAUACUGGAGGACUCCUCCGUUAACGGAGUGCCAGUCUCCUCGUAUGUGUCCGUUAGUGCUGAUAGUGGAGUUAUCCAUGCAGUGCGCUCUUUUGACUACGAGCAGAUCAAAGAUUUCCACUUCCUCGUAAAAGCGCAGGAUGGAGGCUCUCCUCCACUCAGCAGCAACGUGACUGUGAAAAUAAUGAUCCAGGACCAGAACGACAACCCCCCUCAGGUUCUGUACCCAGUCCAGACUGGUGGAUCUCUGGUGGCUGAAAUGGUGCCUCGUUCAGCAGAUGUGGGUUAUCUGGUGACUAAAGUGGUGGCUGUUGAUGUGGACUCUGGACAGAAUGCCUGGCUCUCCUAUAAACUGCAGAAAGCCACAGACAGGGCGCUGUUUGAAGUGGGCUUACAGAAUGGAGAAAUCAGAACUAUCCGCCAAGUCACUGAUAAAGAUACUGUCAAACAAAGACUGACUGUUAUAGUGGAGGACAACGGACAGCCCUCUCGUUCAGCUACAGUUGUUGUUAACGUGGCGGUGGCGGACAGCUUCCCUGAAGUGCUGUCGGAGUUCACUGAGUUGACCCACGACAAGGAGUACAAUGACAACCUGACUUUUUACUUAGUCUUGGCUCUGGCUGUAGUUUCCUUCCUCUUCAUCACGUGUUUAGUGGUUAUUAUAUCAGUCAAAAUCUACAGGUGGCGACAGUCUCGCAUCCUGUAUCACUCCAACCUCCCUGUCAUUCCAUAUUAUCCACCACGUUACUCAGACACUUUGGGGACAGGGACUCUGCCACAUGUGUACAACUACGAGGUGUGCAGGACGACUGACUCCAGAAAGAGUGACUGUAAGUUCGGCAGAGCUGGUAGUCAGAACGUGCUGAUAAUGGACCCCAGUUCUACAGGAACGAUGCAGCGGAUACAGAGUGAAAAGAGCAUCCUGGAUGAACCAGACUCUCCUCUUGAGACAUACAUCAGUGCAAAUUAUUCUGAUUAAACAAGCAGGACAGAGUACUGAUGCACUCACACAGGCACAUCUUUUCAAUCACAUACAAAAACAGACUUUAAACACAAAAUGUAACAAUAACUUAUUUUGCUGCAGUGUCCAAACACCACAUAAGCAGAUAAUCAUUCUUUGUUUGUUUGUUUUUGGGGGUUUUUACAAGCAACACAUCUCUUUGCAUACCUCACAAAACAUUUACCUCCACUGAUUCAAUCAGGCAUCCAUGGAUGUGGCUUUUGUGACAUCUGAGCACGUGUGACAGUGUGACUGGUUUAUUGCUUAAGUAGGUUAUCAAUAAAACAUAAUUUGAUUGUUGACUGGGGGCAAACACUUAAUUACAUUAAUGCGCUCAUAAUUUAAGAUCUCACUAUAGAUUAGUAAGCCAUCAGCUCCGUUAUAGAUUUUAAAGGCCUCAAAGUGUUUUACAUUUAAAUAGGAUAUUUGUGUAAGCUCAGUAUCUCUCACUGUAAACAAGUUAAUUUGGUUUAAGGAAUGUAUUAGCAGGGAAGACCAGCUGCUACAGAUCUCAUGCCAGAAUGAAGGUGCACGGAUUAUGCUGUCCAGUACCAAGAACUUUAGUUACUGGAUUGAUACUCUGGACCAUCAACCACUAUAUAAAUAAGAAACCAUUGCAUCAUAGUGAUUAAAUAGGAUAUUGCAAUCCAAAUGAUGAAGUAUAGCUCAAGUAAUAGGACAAUAACCUGCUAAUGAUAGCAAUGUCUGUCUGUUUAGAAUGAUCAAUUAUCACUAGCUUGUUUUCAGUAUUCUAUUACCAGAAAUUCACUCAAACUUAGUUAGGAGAUAUCAAAAUAAAGAUCAAUAAACUGUUCUGCUGAUUCAGCGCCUGGAGUGGGUGUAUUGGAUUUUAUUUCAUGAGGUGUCCUGUUUAUGUUGCAUUACACAGAUAGGUAUGGCUUUUAUCAAGCCUGCCUUAUCCUCCUAGGACCUGGCGUCCACAUAUUUGGACAACACAUUUUGGGUUAUUUAGACCAAAAUACUCAAUUUUGCUCCACAAGGGUCUGAUAUUCACUUAUGAGGAUAUUAUAUUGCUGCUGUUCGAUCGAAAUUUCAUACGAAUAUCCUCAUAUGUGGAUCUAAUUU
Messenger RNA from Maylandia zebra (zebra mbuna), 3790 nucleotides. Lineage: Eukaryota; Metazoa; Chordata; Actinopteri; Cichliformes; Cichlidae. The record is from RefSeq and is a predicted model, not a curated record.